Protopterus annectens (West African lungfish) is the source of this 1147-nucleotide messenger RNA. RefSeq names its product methyltransferase-like protein 27. Gene Ontology annotation, molecular function: S-adenosylmethionine-dependent methyltransferase activity. NCBI's taxonomy places the organism in Eukaryota, Metazoa, Chordata, Ceratodontiformes, Protopteridae. The record is from RefSeq and is a predicted model, not a curated record. The coding region runs from base 265 to 984 and encodes 239 amino acids. The transcript is spliced from 6 exons.
AUGCAGUGCAGCCUUCAAAAAAUGCAUAUGUGUUUGCUGGGCGGAGACCGUACUAUAUGUUGUUACCCCAAUCAGAAUAGGAGACUGUGCUUAACGAUAAUAGAAUAUAUGAUAUAGGAGCUGAAAAGUUCGACGUGACGUCAUAGCCAACUCAGUCGAGAUUUUUCAAAGCAGUUAACAGCAAGAGAUAGGCAGGCGACUGAAACGGAAACUUGUUGAAUAAUCCAAGAAUAAAGGCUGACAGAGUAUUAUUGAGUAUAAAGAAUGGAAGACGUGACUAAUAGCAGGACAUUUUCUGAUGCAAAGAAAGUUCUAGCCUUUGCCCUGAAAAGUACAUCAGCUGCAGACAAAAUUAAAUUUUAUGACAGCUGGGCUUCUAAUUAUGACCAGGAUGUUGAAAUUGUGGAAUAUAGAGCUCCACAGCUGGCUGUACAAAGCCUUGUCCGUCACUUCCCCGAGGAACGAAGUAAUAUACAGGUUUUGGAUGUCGCUUGUGGUACAGGACUUGUUGCUGCACAGCUAAAUAAAUAUGGAUUUGGAAUUAUUCAUGGGAUAGAUGGGAGUAAAACAAUGUUGGAGCAAGCAAAAGGAAAAGGCCUAUACCAGGACCUAAAGCAAUGCAUGAUGGGAAACGAACCACUUCCUGUACUGACAGCUUCUUAUGACGCUGUCAUUAUUGUCGGAGCACUUAGUGAGGGGCAUCUGCCCUGUUCAGUGAUACCAGAGUUGUGCAGAGUGACUAAGCCAGGUGGCUAUAUCUGCAUGACAGUUCUGACCAGCCCUUCCAAUAUCACAUACUGGAGACAGCUUCAGGGCAUGCUGAAGCAACUGGAACAACAGGGUUUGUGGGAGCAGGUUGAUGUGCAACAGGUGAAUGAAUGGAUGAAAGCUGUAUCUGAGGAAGAAUCUACAGGUUCUCCAUAUACUUCCGGCAUCAUUUAUUUGUACAAAAAAUGUACACUUCGGCAGUCACAGCAAACGUAACAUUCUUUGUCAUACACUUCUACUUUCCUUGUAGCUGUUGGAACCCAUGUGUAGAAAAAUGAUUGGCAUAUUCUUACUAUACUGUAGAAAUAACUUUCAGUUACUGAUACGAUGCUAGAAAUGAGAAAGUACUUUUAAAACUAAUAAAAAUGUUAGAAGCUUU